GACUGGAACCUGACCUGGUACACCCCCCACCCAGACCUGACCCAGUGUUUCCAGCAUACGGUCCUGGUGUGGUUCCCCUGUAUGUACCUGUGGUCCUGCAGUCCUCUCUACCUGGUCUACCUCUGGUUCACUGGCCAGGGAGGCAUCUCUCUGACCAGCCUCUGUUGUGCCAAAACUGUGCUGGGUCUGUGUUUAGUAUCCUUUGGCUUCCUAGAGGUGUUCUACGUGCUGGUGGAGAGGAGUGCAGAGAUACACCAACACAUGGUCUUCCUGCUUAGCCCUGUUAUACGCAGCCUUACUAUGCUCCUGGCAGUGUGUGUGAUCCAGUGGGAGAGGAUGAAGGGAUGUCGUUCAUCUGUUCUUCUCUUCCUCUUCUGGACUCUGGCAGUGGUCUGCUCCCUCGUUCCACUCAGAGACAACAUACAGCAGAUCAUAGAAGAGGGGUUCUUCACAGACGCGAUGCGCUUCAUAGCAUUCUUCGUCUACUUCUCCCUGCAGCUGACCCAGCUCAUCCUCAGCUGCUUCUCUGACCAACGCUCCUGUACAGACACACACACCUACAGACAGAACCCCUGUCCAGUGGAGGACGCCUCUUUCCUCUCUAAGAUGCUCUUCUGGUGGUUUGGAGGGUUGGUUAUUAGGGGUUAUCGUACUCCCCUGCAGGCAGAGGAUCUUUGGUGUCUUAGAGAAGAAGACACUUCCGACUGUAUCAUAGCAGACCUGGAGAAAGACUGGGCCAGGGAGUGUACUAAACUACAACAAAUGGACUGUAGUCUGUCUGACUGCCGUCCUACAGGCCCUAAACUGACAGAACAGACCCAGCUGUUGAAGAAGCUGAGACAAGAACAGAACUCAGGGUUCUGUCUCUUCAGAGUUCUGGCUCGGAGCUUCGGACCUUUCUUCCUCAAAGGGACCCUCUUCCUCAUCUUCCACGACGCCUUCAUGUUCUCCAUACCACAGGUGCUCAGCCUCCUCCUGGGGUUCAUGAGUGACCAGGACAGCGACCUGUGGAAGGGCUUCAUGUUCGCCUUCCUGUUGUUCCUCCUGUCCAGCCUCCAGUCCCUGUUCAACCAUCAGUACAUGUACUCCUGCUUCACCGUGGGAAUGAGGGUGAAGACCGCUGUCAUGGGCCUGGUCUACAGGAAGUCUCUAGUGAUCAGCAGUGCAGCGCGGCAGUCCUGUACCGUGGGACAGAUUGUUAACCUGGUGUCGGCCGACACUCAGAAGCUCAUGGACAUGGUGGUGUAUUUCAACGCUGUGUGGGUGGCUCCCAUUGAGAUAGCUCUCUGUCUCUUCUUCCUGUGGCAGCUUCUGGGUCCGUCAGCCCUAGCCGGCAUCGCCACGGUGAUCCUUAUCUUUCCUCUCAACGGCUUCAUCGCCAAGAUGAGGAGCAAGCUGCAGGAGGUCCAGAUGCGGUACACAGACAGCAGGAUCAAGCUGAUGAAUGAGAUCCUGAGUGGGAUUAAGAUCCUGAAGUUCUACGCCUGGGAACAGGCCUUCCUGGAGAGGGUUCUGGGUUACCGGGAGAAAGAACUCAAUGCCCUGAAGAGAUCCCAGGUCCUCUACUCCAUCUCCAUCGCCUCCUUCAACUCUUCAUCGUUCCUGAUAGCGUUCGCCAUGUUCGGCGUCUACGUCCUCAUCGACGAUAAGAACAUCCUCGACGCCCAGAAGGUGUUCGUUUCCAUGGCUCUCAUCAACAUUUUGAAGACGCCACUCAGCCAGCUGCCCUUCGCUAUGAGCACCACCAUGCAGGCCAUUGUCUCCCUGAGGCGCCUGGGAAAGUUCCUGUGCCAGGAUGAGCUGAAGCCUGACGACGUAGAUAGAGAACCAUACAGCCCUGAUGGUGAUGGGGUGGUGAUAGACAGCGGUACGUUUGGCUGGUCUAAGGAAGGUCCUCCCUGCCUGAUGAGGAUCAACGUGAGGGUGAAGAAGGGGUCUCUGGUAGCUGUGGUGGGACAUGUAGGAGGUGGGAAGUCCUCCCUGCUAUCAGCCAUGCUUGGGGAGACAGAGAAGAGGAGUGGUCACGUCUCAAUCAAGGGCUCUGUGGCCUAUGUACCUCAGCAGGCGUGGAUCCAGAAUGCCACCCUGAAAGACAACAUAGUGUUUGGUCAGGAGAGGAAGGAGAGCUGGUACCACAGAGUGGUGGAGGCCUGUGCCCUGCUGCCAGACCUGGAGAUCCUGCCUGCUGGAGACGGCACUGAGAUCGGGGAGAAG
This is a messenger RNA of Salvelinus fontinalis (brook trout), 2214 nucleotides long. Its product is annotated as multidrug resistance-associated protein 1-like. Gene Ontology annotation, biological process: transmembrane transport. Gene Ontology annotation, molecular function: ATP binding; ATP hydrolysis activity; ABC-type transporter activity. The record is from RefSeq and is a predicted model, not a curated record. The transcript is spliced from 15 exons. Gene Ontology annotation, cellular component: membrane. Lineage: Eukaryota; Metazoa; Chordata; Actinopteri; Salmoniformes; Salmonidae. The annotation marks the transcript as partial.